AUGGGCAUCGCCGAGUCCACGCCGGACGAGCUGCCGUCGGACGCGGAGGAGCAGCUGCGCAGCGGCGAGCAGCAGCUGGAGCUGAGCGGGCGGCGCCUGCGGCGGCUGCCCGGCGCCGUGUGCGCGCUGAGCCGCCUGCAGAAGCUGUACGUGAGCGGCACGGGGCUGCGCGAGCUGCCCGAGGAGAUCGAGGAGCUGCGCGAGCUGCGCAUCCUGGCGCUCGACUUCAACAAGCUGGAGCGCCUGCCCGACGGCCUGUGCCGCCUGCCGCGCCUCACGCGCCUCUACCUGGGCGGCAACCGGCUCCUGGCGCUGCCCGCGGACUUCGCGCAGCUGCAGAGCCUGCGCUGCCUCUGGAUCGAGGGCAACUUCCUGCGGCGCUUCCCGCGGCCGCUGCUGCGCCUGGCGGCGCUGCAGUCCCUGCAGAUGGGCGACAACCGCCUGCGCGCGCUGCCCGCCGAGCUGCCGCGCAUGACCGGCCUGCGCGGCCUCUGGCUCUACGGGAACCGCUUCGAGGAGUUCCCGCCCGCGCUGCUGCGCAUGGGGCGCCUGCACAUCCUCGACCUGGACCGCAACCGCCUGGGCGGCUUCCCCGACCUGCACCCGCUGCGCGCGCUGCGCGUCUUCUCCUACGACCACAACCCGGUCACGGGGCCCCCGCGCGUCGCCGACACCGUGUUCCUCGUGGGCGAGGGCGCCGUCGAGCGCAUGGCCGAGCGCGACGAGCCCCGCUCCCGGCCUCCGCCCCGCCGCCCGGCGCGGGCCUUUGAGGAUGAAGAGGAGGAAGACCUGCUCAUGGGGGGCGGGGUCUCCCGGGCGCUGGGGCCCCCCCCAGGCAGCCUGCGCGCCCUGGAAGCCGCUCCAGAGCUGGGCACCUGAGCCCGGGCGCGGGGUGAUGGACUUCGGCCAUUCUGGGAGGAGGAAGCGCUCUGGGAAGGUCUGUGGCACCGGCGCGCCCCUCCUUGGGGCAGCGCAGGGGCCACUUUGGGGACGCAGCAGGGAGCAGGCGGGCCUGGGGGCCAUCUUCAGACAUUGCUGGGUGCUCAGGAGACAGCACCGCGGGCGCUGAUUUCUGGGCAGUUGGCAGACCAAGAAGUUCAGCUCUGCGCAGCCCCCUGGGGCGCCAUCCAGUCUCUGAAAGUCACUGACAACGCAGCAGAGGUGCCAGCUUCCUCCUGGAGCCAGGGGCACCGCCACCCACUGCGCCAGCCCCUUCCGCUGAGCCGGGAUGCUCUGGGCGCUCACCCCUGCCCCUUCUCCCGGAGCCCGGCUGUCCCAGGCCCACCCUUCCCGGUGCAGGAGCUGCUAUCCCUGGGCAGGACAGCACCCCCGUGUGAGACAGACCUGCCCUCAGAGGAGGACCUGGCCGAGGGGUAGGGGCUUGGAGUUGGGCUGGUGCCCAGGACAGAAAUGGGUUUUGGGGCCCUAACACCGCAGCUGCCCUUGCCCCUACUGGGGCUCACCGAACACCAUACCUCCCACGCCAGGCCCCCCUGCGAUUCGUGUGGGGAUGGGGGCGCAGACGGUAGGGUCUCCUCCCCUGCCCUUCACUCUGUUCUUUUCUCUUAGCCUGUGCCUGGAAUCUGGCUGGGAGGAGAGCGCACCCCCUCUCUCCGCCACAGCCCCAGCCUUCCAGCUGUCAAAUUUGAAAAGAAGCCACGGUGCCUGGUGCCUCUAGGGCCUGCCACCCCGGAGAGAGCGCUCCUCGCUAGGAGGCUGCCCCGGCGCCUCUCGCUGCCUGCACUCUCCAUUCCCUUAAAUGGGCACAGGCAGGGUGGCUGGCACGGCCAGGGGCACGACGAGCACUGUGUGCCGCCGCUCCCUCAGCAGGGACAACCUCAAGGGGGUGAGGCGUGGGGCCGUUCCCAGGGCCAGAUCUCCCCCAGCCAAGCAAUAAUGGGAGGAGGGGCCAGAUGCGGGGACACUCAGGGACACGGUCGGGGCAGCGGCCCCGCAUCGCUAGUGUUUUCUUUAGGAGAAAAAAACAAAACUGGCUGUAAACAUAAAUUAUAUUUCUUGGAGAAAGACUGUGCAUUUCCCACAUGCCUGUUUAUUCAUGAGCCCUGGGAGCGCCAGGUCGCUCGGCCAUGGGCACGCGGGGCUCCCUCCGGCACUGCCUCUGUCCCUGCGGCCCAGCUCGGUGCCAGGCCGGCCCCGACAAGUGCUCGUGUCACCGGUGGCUUUGGCUGCUCGGGAUGAGCCCGGGUCCUGCUGUCCUCUCCGCCCCUCAGCCCCCCACGCGCUCCUCCUCCGUCUCCCCCAUCCUGAUUCUCAGGUUCUGGCUUUCAGUGUAUUUUCAACCCCCCUCCAGCUGGGCUGAACUUUUCUUUCCUUCACGGUACCGAUGCCCCUCCCUCGCCCACUGCCCCGCUCAUCUCUCUCCUGUCUCUCCCUCUGAGUCUGUUUUUCACGACUCUCUCCCCUCAUUGUUCAGGAAAAAGAAAAAAUAAAGAUUUACAGGAAGAAAUUUGUUAGACCUUAAGCCUAGAGAACCAUCUCCCGUGGGAAGCGGCUGCUGGCCAGCAUCCCCGUGACAACACGGCUGAUGUCAUCCAGGGCCAGGGGGUCAGGCCCUGCCCAGCAGCUCUGCUGCCCGCUGGGUUGGGCCUGGGUUGG
Talpa occidentalis (Iberian mole) is the source of this 2616-nucleotide messenger RNA. RefSeq names its product leucine rich repeat containing 10B (gene LRRC10B). The transcript has a single exon. Gene Ontology annotation, molecular function: protein binding. The record is from RefSeq and is a predicted model, not a curated record. NCBI's taxonomy places the organism in Eukaryota, Metazoa, Chordata, Mammalia, Eulipotyphla, Talpidae. Bases 1 to 879 code for a protein of 292 amino acids.